UUGGCUGGACUGCGGGGGGUCACGCGCCGGGGUAUCCCUGUCCGAAGCCAUGUGGGCGAGGCUAGUGGGGACUCCAGAGCCGUGGCUGCUCCUCGCUGGCCCGAGAGUCCGCUGGUCGCUCGCCGCGCUAGCGCCCGGGGGCGGCCGCAUGGAAGAGCCUGGCCCGGGGAGCCUCGAGGCGGGGGACGCGCCCCCUGCGGCCAAGAGACGGCGGCUGCUGGCCGGGGAGGAGAAGCGGCCGGGCCGCGGCGAGCGCUACGUGCCGCCCCCGGGGAAGCGCAACCCCGGCGUGAGCUUCAGCGAGACGCACUUCGCCGAGACCCACUACUACUUCGAGGGCGGGCUGCGCAAGGUGCGGCCCUACCACUUCGACUUCCAGACCUACUGCAAGGGCCGCUGGGUGGGUAAGAGCCUGCUGCACGUCUUCAGCACCGAGUUCCGCGCCCAGCCCAUCGAAUACUACCGGGCCGCGGCCAGCGCCGGCCGCCUGCGCCUCAACGAGCAGCCCGUGCGGGACCUCGGCAUCGUGCUCAAGAAUAACGAUUUUCUGAGGAAUACAAUGCAUCGCCAUGAGCCUCCAGUCACUGCUCAGCCUAUCCGGAUCUUGGUAGAGAAUGAUGAGGUGGUUGUCGUGGACAAACCCUCAUCUUUACCUGUACACCCAUGCGGCAGAUUUCGACACAACACAGUCAUCUUCAUCUUGGGCAAAGAGCAUAACUUGAAGGAGUUGCACACUAUUCACCGGCUUGAUCGCAUGACUUCUGGUGUGCUUAUAUUUGCCAAGACUGCAGAAGUGUCUAAGAGGAUUGAUGAGCAAAUUCGGCAGAGACAGCUGGAAAAGGAGUACGUCUGCCGCGUGCUUGGGGAGUUUCCAGAAAAUGAAGUGACCUGUGAGGAACCCAUCCUGAUUGUUUCUUACAAAGUGGGGGUGUGUCGUGUGGACCCCAAAGGCAAAUCCUGUAAAACUGUCUUCCAAAGGCUUAGUUAUAAUGGCAAGACCAGUGUGGUCAAGUGUUUUCCAUACACGGGUCGCACCCACCAGAUCCGGGUCCAUUUGCAAUUCCUGGGAUAUCCGAUUGUUAAUGACCCCAUCUACAAUAUGGAGGCCUGGGGCCCUACUAAGGGUAAGGGUGGUGAGAUUAAUAAAACCAAUGAGGAGCUUCUCAGGGCUUUAGUGGAAGAACAUCGUUCCAAACAGAGUUUGAGCAUCUUGGACAUUUCAGAGGAGGACCUGAAGCCUAUUGUGGGAAGUGAAGAAUGUGAUCGUUCAGGUUACUGUACUAAGCCAGUUGAGAUUACGUCCAUAAGCGCAGACUCCUGCAGAACUGAGGUGUCUAAGGAUCAGAAAGAAGCUGAAAUACUGGCUUGUUCACCAAAUUCUGAUACCAGACCAGAAACAUAUGAAGCAAACCCUGAAGGAGCUAGUUCAAGUGGGAAUCCAGCUGGAGCAAACCCUGAAGGAGCUAGUUCAAGUGGGAAUCAGGCUGGACAUACAGAAGAAAAGGACCCUCUGUGUGAAGAGUGUAAAAUAGUAAGGCAGGACCCAUCUCCUAGGGAGCUGGUGAUGUACCUGCAUGCCUUACGCUACAAGGGAGCAGAGUUUGAAUACAAUUCCAAGAUGCCAGACUGGGCUCUAGAGGACUGGGAUGAGAGCCAAGACUAGAUACUGAGACUCUUGUGUUUCAUUUUAGUUUUGUUGGAAGGAAAGUAUUUGGUAAAGUCCUGAACUUGUGUGGUAAAAAUAUCUCAUUGGAGCUACUGCGAUCUUACAUCAUUAUUUAUUGUGUUGUGCGUGGAUUGCUUGUGAAUUUUGAGGAGGUGGGAAGAGUUCUUCCUGAUUAGUCUUGAGAACUGUUUCCUAACAAUGAACCUGCUGACAGCUACUGAAGGGAGAGAUGGUUAAUCCAAGACACCUUAACUGUUUUCCUUUAAGAUAGUAACAGUGAUGGGUAAAAAAUACUACUCAAAGGUGGGAAGCUUAGAACAAUUGCUUCCUCUUCUCACCACACGGUGUUUGGGUUGCAUCCUUGUUCGCAAAUUGAAUGCGGUUGCUUACUAAAUGCAUACAACUAAGACAAUCAGCAUCUUGGCUCUUUUCCUGUAUGUCAGUUAUCUAACUCCCUUGUCUUUCUGGGUAAGAGUUAGUGACAUGUUAGUCAAUCUAAAAUACUUCAGGUGUCACACCCAGAUCAAUUUCAGUUAUAUUCUUAGUUUUGUUCAUACCAAGGCACUGUGCAGGCUGGUUCUUUUCCUGCCAGGUUAAUCUUCAUUCAUUUUAUUUGGGUUUCUGUUGCCUUGUGCAGUUCUUGUCAAUAAGACAUUUCCAUCCUCCUGUGUGUUUCCAGCUUCCUUCCUUUUGUUCUAGCAUGGAGCACGGUCUGUCCUUAAAUCAGCUUUGCAAAAUUAUUUCAGUUUCACUAAGCAACUACCGGGGAGCUAUUUCCACAGGUGCUGGAACUAAGAGUGAUAUCGCACCUCGGACCUUGAAAUGGUUUCUGUUAUAUACAGGGUUUACCAUUAGGUUUAAUGGCUCUCAGCACCCCCCCUAUAAAAAUUGUUCCAGUACCCCCUGCUUAUUUCAUUUUGAAAACACUGUUUUGGUGUUUCUGAAACAUGAUUUUUCAGAAUCUCCAGUUCAUGGGAAAUUUUGAACGUUGAAAUUUCCCAUGACCUGGAAAUUCCAAAUUUCAGCCAACUGUAGUCCCAAGUUUAAUUCUGCUGUCUUCUCUAUCUCUUCUGUAAGAGGACCACCACAGGAAGCAAAUCCCUUAUAAUGCUAAAGUGUGGAGGUAAUUUAUGUUCCUGUGUGGCGAACGGAAGGCUGAAAAGCCUAUUGUGGAAAAUGUUGGGGAAGGAGUAAGUACAAAUAAUGUUUUAAGUGCUGUGUCUCAGCUUCAUUUUUCUCUGGCCAUGCUUAACAGUUACUAUUAAGGCCUUAAUACACCACAACAUUGUCUAAUGUAUCCCGUUGCUGAUAGAGAAACUGAUUGUGAUUACUGGCCCCAAAACAACUUGAACUGUGGGAAGUUAAGGUUUAUUAUUCAAGCAUCCUCCCUGUGAGCAUUGCAAUUCAUUGUUUUAUUUGAGUUAAAAGCUGCUGCCUACAUUACAUUUUGUGUGCAUUGUAAUUUGUAUGCAGAUAGAUUGGACUCUGCACAAAUCUGGCUGUUUCCUUUAUAAAGAGAAUUGAACAUACCAACGGCAAUUACAAGGUGGUGUAAUUAAAGAUGUCAACCUGUUUACCAUAAACCCUGCUCUAUGACUGGUUCAAGGGGGGAAAAAAAUUCUCCGCUAAAACCAUGGGGUAGAGGGCCUUGGUGAUGGAGUGAUUCUGUGCAUGUUUCAUGUAGGUGGAUAUGCUGCUUGGGGAAAGGGAAGAAUGUUGAGAUUGAAGUUCUCUCUCUCCCC
Trachemys scripta elegans is the source of this 3408-nucleotide messenger RNA. RefSeq names its product RNA pseudouridine synthase domain containing 2 (gene RPUSD2). The record is from RefSeq and is a predicted model, not a curated record. The transcript is spliced from 3 exons. Gene Ontology annotation, molecular function: RNA binding; pseudouridine synthase activity. Gene Ontology annotation, biological process: pseudouridine synthesis. Bases 50 to 1663 code for a protein of 537 amino acids. Lineage: Eukaryota; Metazoa; Chordata; Testudines; Emydidae.